This is a messenger RNA of Colletotrichum chrysophilum, 1413 nucleotides long. RefSeq lists its product as uncharacterized. The record is from RefSeq and is a predicted model, not a curated record. The coding region runs from base 1 to 1413 and encodes 470 amino acids. The transcript is spliced from 4 exons. Gene Ontology annotation, molecular function: FAD binding. NCBI's taxonomy places the organism in Eukaryota, Fungi, Ascomycota, Sordariomycetes, Glomerellales, Glomerellaceae.
AUGACUGGGCUCUCCGACCGAGUGUCGUUUCCCACUGAUUCGGUGUACAAUUCCAGUAUCGCCUCCUACUGGUCUGCCGACUCUCAGGCCCUCCACCCCUGGUGCAUCAUCCAACCCACCAACACCGACGAGGUUUCCAGGGCUCUGUCGGCACUCGUCAAGACAAGUCCCGCCGGCAACUGGGAUAUCGCCGUUCGUGGCGGUGGCCAUUCGCACUUCACCUCGAAUAAUGUUGCCCAUGGCGUCACCAUCGACAUGAGCCGCAUGAACUCGGUGGUUUACAAGAACUGCAGUGGCACUGUGUCGAUCGGAGCCGGCGCUAGGUGGGGUAUGGUGUACACCGAGAUUGAGAAGUACGGCCAGACCGUGACUGGCGGUCGCGAGGGGAACGUCGGUGUCGCAGGUCUGACUCUCGGGGGCGGCGCAUCAUUCCACACUGGUAACCGCGGCUUCGCAGCGGACGAUGUCAAGAACUAUGAGGCUGUAUUGGCUGAUGGCUCCAUCGUCAAUGUCAAUGGUGGCGAGAACCCUGAUCUAUUCAGGGCGCUGAAGGGUGGUAGCAACAACUUCGGCAUCGUCACGCGCUUUGAUAUGCAGACAUUUGCUGCUGCCCCCGGUGGUCUUUACGGGGGCCUGAUCUUCAUGGGUUACGAGCACAAGGAUGCUGUCAUGAAGCAAUUUGUCAACCUGAUCGACACCAAUGAGCAACAUCCGGAUGACACCGAAGUCGUCACGUUUGCUUACUCAAGCGAGACUUCGGCGCCGAUGAUCGCCGUCCAGGCUGUCAACACUGCAGGCGUAUCGAACUCCACCUCGUUCGCACCUCUCGCAACGCUGCCGUCCUUCUUUGACGACCGAAGCAGAAAGACUUAUGGCACACUUAUCACAACUCACACCAUGGCUGGUGGUGCAAGAAAUGUGUGGUUCUCACUUUGCUUCUUCAACAACAUAGAGAUCAUGAGGAAGAUGGCCGAGCUCUAUGACCAGCUGCUCGCCGAGUUGCAGACUCUCAUCCCGUCUCCGGAUCUCCAUCUCACCUUCGUCAGCCAGCCUUUGCCCAAGCAUUUCGCAACCAAGGGCAGCGGCAACAAUGUGCUGGGACUCGAAACCUCGCUGACGCACAACUCUAUCAUUUGGCUAGGCCAAGUGCAGACACGUACCGCUGAGCAGGAGGCCUUGGCUCAUGCGAAGCUGGCCGCCACGACUGCUGAGCUUGAGGCUUUUGCUGAAGCCAACGGAAAGGCGACCCCUUGGCGUUACUUGAACUACGUCAAUCCCGCCCAAGACCCCAUCAAAACGUAUGGAGAAGAGAAUGUCAAGUUUUUGAAGGAAGUCGCAGCAAAGUACGACCCGGCUGGCGUGUUCCAGACGCGGGUUCCUGGAGGCUUCAAAAUUUCGAAGGUCUUUGUGUAA